AUGGUUCGAAUUGAGGCGAGCGACGAAGUGACACCCGUAUUCAUCAAGGGAUGGUGGAGUCAACUGGAAAGAUCACAGAAAUUAAAAGUGUUUAGCGUGAUUUUGGUCUAUUUCGCCGUUUUCCUAUUGUCAUGCGAGCUGUACACCAGAAGCCACUUCGUCAUUCAUCGUAUCUACUUGAACUCACUCAAGAAGGCAGGAUUUCCGGAACAGCCAGUCAAUUAUGAGUUAGGAAUUAUUAAAGGAAUAGGAUACCUGGACGAAAAAGUAUUCCGAUUUCAAAAAAUCUGGCCAAAAGUCACGCAAAACCGAUCCACGAUGGUUGAACAAUUUUUGCAAGAACAAAUGCGCGAUCUCGAAGGAUUGUGGAUGACAUGUCGAAAGCAGAUACAUCGAGCAAACUCAUUUCGUGGAGCAGCCCAAACGACCCACAUCCUAUCUUUGAUUGUCUUGUUCAUGGUCCCCAGCAUGUUUGUGAUCAGCCGAGUAUGGGCGGUGCGCUCCACGACCGUCUCUCUACAGCUCACGAUCACGACAAUUUUCGUGCACUACGCAGCAUCAGUCGACUUUCACAACUGCCUCAUGGGGGUGCGUAACAAAGUGGACCGUGCAUUGCGACCGACCUACAGAAUAACAUAUGAACUGACACCUCACAUCCUGUACACCCUGUUGAUCACGGUAACAGUGUGUGGCAUCCCCCUGAUAUGUAUGAGCCUUGUCACCGAUUGUGGGAAACGAAAAUACGCCUGCAAAUAG
This is a messenger RNA of Opisthorchis viverrini, 756 nucleotides long. RefSeq lists its product as hypothetical. Bases 1 to 756 code for a protein of 251 amino acids. NCBI's taxonomy places the organism in Eukaryota, Metazoa, Platyhelminthes, Trematoda, Opisthorchiida, Opisthorchiidae. The transcript has 2 exons. The record is from RefSeq and is a predicted model, not a curated record.